AUGAGGGGAGGCGAACUUUGCGACUUGUCAGAGGGCAUUAGUGGGCGUAACGUUAGGGCAAUCUCGGGGUUUUUGAUUUUUCGGGACAUGAGGAAGGGCAGUCAGAGCUCUCCAUAUGUUUGUGCACUCAACUGCAGACAUCGCUGGUCUCUCAUUUCGAAUGACGGUGGUUUGCUAGACCGUACUAUCUCUUGUUGUUAUUGCUCUGACAAGCAAUCAACUGUUGAGAUCACUACAAUGACGACACAGUUAGCUUCUCAGAGUGGUGGUGGUGGUGGUGGUGGUGGUCGAGUAUCCGUGAAAGAUUUAUGUUGCCUUUUUUGUUGUCCUCCAUUGCCUUCCUCAAUUGUUUCCAAACUAGCCUUUAUGCCACCCGAAGCAAGCUAUCGUAUUGUGAAGCACGAUUCCCAAAUCACUUCACUAGAAUUAGUGGAAGGACGGGCAGAUUGGCCGCAUGGCUACGAUGAACUCCGUAACAUCGAUGUCUUCCACACUCGCACACGAAGAAGGAAUGACAUUGUUUGUAUGUAUGUCAAACCAUGUGGUGAUGCUCGUUUCACUUUACUAUUUUCACAUGGCAAUGCGGUUGACCUCGGGCAGAUGUGUAGCUUUUAUUAUGGGCUUGGUUUUCGUCUCGGAUGCAAUGUUUUUAGCUACGAUUAUUCGGGAUACGGAUGUUCUAGUGGUAAGCCAUCAGAGAAGAAUCUCUACGCUGAUAUUGCAGCAGCAUUAGCAGCACUGCGUUCAAGAUAUCAAAUGCCUUUAAAUCAAAUUAUUCUUUACGGUCAGUCCAUAGGAACUGUUCCAAGUGUGGAUUUGGCUAGUACCGAAAGUUCCGUAGCAGCACUUAUCCUGCAUUCUCCGCUGAUGUCCGGAAUGCGUGUGGCGUUUCCUGGAACACAGCGAACGUGGUGUUGUGAUGCGUUUCCAUCUAUCGAUAAAGUAGCACGUGUACGUUGCCCAACACUGGUUAUCCAUGGUACAGACGACGAAGUGAUUGAUUUUUCGCAUGGUUUGUCCAUUUACGAACAUUGUCCUUCAUCGGUUGAACCACUUUGGGUGCCUGGCGCAGGACAUAACGAUGUGGAACUACACGCAGCGUAUCUUGAUCGGCUCAGAGCAUUUAUCGAAAAUGAAGCUUAUAGAGGGAAGGAGACUAGUACCGUUACAACAACAACUUCACCUGUAUCGCAUACUACUUCAUGAUUGAUUUGGUAAUAUUUGUC
Messenger RNA from Loa loa (African eye worm), 1226 nucleotides. RefSeq lists its product as hypothetical. Lineage: Eukaryota; Metazoa; Nematoda; Chromadorea; Rhabditida; Onchocercidae. Gene Ontology annotation, cellular component: endosome membrane; plasma membrane. The record is from RefSeq and is a predicted model, not a curated record. The coding region runs from base 1 to 1206 and encodes 401 amino acids. The transcript is spliced from 7 exons. Gene Ontology annotation, molecular function: palmitoyl-(protein) hydrolase activity. Gene Ontology annotation, biological process: protein depalmitoylation.